Messenger RNA from Papaver somniferum (opium poppy), 1303 nucleotides. RefSeq lists its product as uncharacterized. The record is from RefSeq and is a predicted model, not a curated record. NCBI's taxonomy places the organism in Eukaryota, Viridiplantae, Streptophyta, Magnoliopsida, Ranunculales, Papaveraceae. The coding region runs from base 32 to 1183 and encodes 383 amino acids. The transcript has 7 exons.
ACCUGCAGAAGAAGAAAGAAAAGAACUGAGAAUGGGGAGAUGGGGAGUUCCUUCAAAUCUCCUUAAAACCCUAAUCUUAAAGACCUCACCUUUUAAUUCAUUCUGUUCUAAUCAUCAACUAAUUCAUCAACAACCAUUAAUUUCAGGAAUUGGAAAAAAACAAUUUUUUAUCAAUAGUUUUAGAUUUCUAUCUGCUAAUCCUUGUCCAAGUAUUGAUGUAUAUGACCAAGAUUUUCCUAGUGGGGAUUCUGAUUUUAAGUCGAGGUAUGGUGUGGAAUCAAAGGAACAACAAGAAAAAGAAAAUGAUGACGAGGAAGAACGAGGAAAAAUUCCAGUAAAAGCUUAUUUUCUUUCUACCAGUAUAAAUUUGAAAAGCAUGCAAGCUGAGAAUUCAAGAUAUGUUCUUCCUGCUACUUCUCGCUCGACGAAUUUUAUCACACUCAGAUAUUGCAAUUUCCCUUCAGAAACUACUGGCGUCCAGAUGAAAGAAAGUGGAAACGGCUAUAGCUACAUGGUUGUUUUCCAUUAUGGAUCUGCAGUUUUAUUUAACGUUGAGGAUCAAGAAGUUGAUAAUUAUCUUGAUAUAGUUAGAAGACAUGCUUCCGGAUUGCUUCGAGAGAUGAGAAAGGAUGAUUAUGCUGUAAAAGAAAAGCCAGAGCUGGAGGAGGACAUGCAAGGAGGUCCUGACCAUAUUGUUCUUAAACAUUUAGAUGCUGAUGGCAUACGUGUUAUUGGAAGCGUGCUUGGUCAAAGUAUCGCCCUUGAUUAUUUUGUUUCACAGGUUGAUGGAUUAGUUGAGCAAUUUACCCAUAUAAAUCGAAGUAUGGAAAAGACUGGUACCUUCACUAUGAAAAGGAAGAAGCUUUUUCAGCUUGUAGGGAAGGCAAAUUCACAUCUUGCAGAUGUCAUUCUGAAAGUAGGUCUUUUUGAUAGAUCAGAAAUUGCUUGGCGAGAUGCGAAGUGUGCCCAAAUACUGGAAUACUUGCGAGAGGAGUAUGAAGUCACACAACGAUUUGGCAACCUUGAUUUCAAAUUGAAGUUUGUCGAGCAUAACAUCCACUUUUUUCAAGAAGUUCUACAAAACAGAAGAUCGGACCUCCUAGAGUGGUGCAUCAUUUUUUUAUUAAGCAUAGAAAAUGUAUUAUCAAUAUAUGAACUUAUUCGUGAGUCUGCAACUCCAUAGUGAAAAUGUAGUCCAAUGUUUUGCAGCAAAAAAAUAAUUUUUAUACUGGGGGCGGUAUCAUUCUACUUUUUGUAAGUCAAAUGCAUACAUAAUAGAGUUUUUUGGUUUCUGUACCUUCAA